Molecule: messenger RNA, 3111 nt
Organism: Medioppia subpectinata
Lineage: Eukaryota; Metazoa; Arthropoda; Arachnida; Sarcoptiformes; Oppiidae
Source: the annotation of a GenBank genome assembly
AUGUUUAAUCAUGUUGUUGGGGGCACUGAGGGUACGGGUGCGCCAAUCCCGUUACCUGAGCCCAAAUGUCAUUACGGCAAUUGUCACGCAACGGACCCCAAAAAACUGAACGUACAUUUAGUGCCUCACACUCACAACGAUGUCGGUUGGCUCAAGACGUUGGACCAGUACUACUGGGGCUCCAAACAGGGCGUACAGAACGCCGGCGUUCAGUAUAUACUGGAUUCGGUGGUACAGGCGCUCGACGGAGAGCCCGACCGCCGGUUCAUAUACGUCGAGACGGCAUUCUUCUGGAAGUGGUGGACACACCAGACAGAUACUAUCAAAGACACUGUCAAACGAUUAGUUAAUAAUGGUCAGUUAGAGCUGAUCAGCGGUGGCUGGAGUAUGAAUGAUGAGGCAAACUCACACUACAGCGCUAUCAUUGAUCAAAUGACGUGGGGUUUCAAACGGCUCCGGGAUAUACUGGGCGAGCCAUGCGGUGUGCCCCGUAUCGGGUGGCAGAUCGACCCUUUUGGCCACAGCCGAGAACAGGCCUCCUUAAUGGCACAGAUGGGUUUUGAUGGCAUGUUUUUCUCAAGACUGGACUACGAGGACAGGGAUAAGAGGGUCAGAGACCGGACCCUAGAGAUGGUUUGGCGCGGAAGCGAUGAUAUACCCGGCGAGCGCUCGGACCUGUUUACCGGUGCCAUGUAUUUGGGAUAUGGUAUGCAUUCUGUGCUGUGCUUUCCGUUUAGGGCUGUUAUUACCGAUUGUCUGACCGAUAGCAAUACGACCGCCUAUUGCUGGGAUUUGGUUGGCUGUAACCCUGGAGUGAUGGCCCCGUCGGGUGUCAGCACCCAAAACGACCCGAUUAUUGACGACCCGGAGUCCGAGGACUACAACGUGGACUCAGUUGUCGCCGGUUUUGUAGACUAUAUGCAAAAGUACAGCAAAAUGUAUGCCACAAAUCACAUGAUGUUUCCAAUGGGCGAAGACUUUCAAUACAUGGCCGCCAAUCCGUGGUUCAAAAACAUGGACAAACUUAAACAGUAUGUGAACGCCCGGCGCUCAUACAUACGGCUCCUGUACUCGACGCCCGCCUGUUAUCUGAAGGCUCUUCACGAGUCGAACCACACUUUCCCGACCAAAUCGGACGACUUUUUCCCGUACGCCUCAGACCCGCACUCCUAUUGGACGGGUUGUUUCACGAGUCGACCGGCACUCAAACGGUACGAAAGGGUCGGCAAUAAUAUGCUUCAGACGUGCAAACAGUUGGAUGUGUUGGGCUGGCCGGAGGGCGCCGACAGUAAUGAGGGUCGGGUGAGUGCACUGCGGGAAUGGAUGGGUGUUAUGCAACAUCACGACGCCGUCACCGGCACUGAAAAACAACACGUGGCCAACGAUUACGCCCUUAAACUCUAUAAGAGUGUCGACAAGUGUAGGCAAGUAGUGGCCGAGGGGUUGAAUAAACUGAUGGUAAAACAGCCGCAGCUCUGGGAAGGCUCGCCUCUAGUGGUGGACCGACUCUUUUGCGAGAAUCUUAAUGUCAGCGCCUGUCCGGUGACCGAAUCGGACGAUUCACUCGCUGUUACAAUAUAUAACCCGAUGGGACGUACGGUUAGCCAUACCGUACGGCUGCCGGUCGUCAACAAAGUGUUCACAGUAUUGGAUCCGUUGGGAAAGUCUGUCUCGUCGACAAUAGUGCCGAUACCGGCGCCAGUGCUGGCGAUUCCCGGCCGACAGAGUAAAGCUAGGGAUGAGUUGGUGUUUGAAGCGGUGGUACCGCCGGUCGGGUUCGCCACGUAUUUUGUCCGCCAAAAUAGUCCCCAAUCCGUACCGAUUGAACCGAUUGUCCGCAAAAUUACCGCCAGUUUUUCUGCCAAAGCCAACAGUUUUGAUGUAAUGUUUGACAAAACCGGACAAAUGACUGCCAUUAGACUCCCCGGCGGUCAGUCUGUGGCCGUUGACCAGAGUUUUGAAUACUACCGGUCACUGCCGGGCAAUAAUACGGCGCCGCAGUUCCGGGCGUCCGGUGCCUAUGUGUUCAGACCGGACGGACCGUCCAAACCAUACAAUAACACCGAUUCAGAGGCGCCGACAUUAGUACAGAGCCCGGGGCUGACGGAAAUACACCGUAGGGUUAACGAGUAUAUCAGUCAAGUAAUACGAGUGGCCGCCGAUAUAGACUACAUAGAGCUGGACUACGUGUGCGGACCCAUACCUGUGCUCACCGAUGGUGUGGGCAAAGAGAUUAUCAUCCGUUUUGACACUAAUCUUACCACAAAUGGUGUGUUGUAUACGGACUCUAACGGCCGACAGUUGUUGAAACGUGAGCGCAACCGACGGCCGACAUGGGAUAUGACGGUAACCGAAGCCCAAUCGGGUAACUAUUACCCCAUAAACACACGACUGGCCAUUCGUGACGAGCGUCAGGGCCUGCAGUUCACUGUACUUAACGAUAGAGCACAGGGAGGGGCGAGUCUGACGGACGGCGCCGUUGAGCUAAUGGUUCACAGGCGGACACUAUAUGACGAUCGGUUUGGUGUGAAUGAACCCCUCAAUGAGACUGGUGUUGACGGCCAGGGGCUGGUCAUUAGGGGUCAGUUGCGGCUAUUGUUAUCCAGUGUGGAAAUGGCGGCCGAACAGCACCGGGAGUUGGCUCAGCGCUGGUAUAUGGAACCAAUGGUGACGUUUGCCAAAUAUGGCGGCACUCCAGAGGAAUAUCUGAAGAAUUUUAGAACCAAUUACUCGGUCUUAAGUGAAGAGUUGCCCAAAAAUGUGCAUUUAUUAACGUUAGAACAAUGGAGAGCCGAUGCCGACGGGUCGGCGCGAGUGUUGAUACGUUUGGAGCACUUUUAUCAACGAAAUGAGUCCAAGAGUUUGUCCGCACCGGUAGUCAUACAAUUGGACCGACUCUUCGCCCCCUUUGUUGUGAGCGAAGCGUCCGAACAGACAUUGGGUGCCAAUCAAGACGUGCGGGCAUUCAGUGAUAGGCUUCGGUUUCAGACGAUUAAUGAUGGUUUAAAACGUGAUAAAACUUAUAGUAAAGUUAAUGGCAAUGAUUUGACGAUUACGUUGAAUGCAAUGGAAAUCAAAACAUUUAUUGUUAAAAUUGUAAAAAAUGUAUAA